Molecule: messenger RNA, 1064 nt
Organism: Strongylocentrotus purpuratus (purple sea urchin)
Lineage: Eukaryota; Metazoa; Echinodermata; Echinoidea; Camarodonta; Strongylocentrotidae
Product: adhesive plaque matrix protein 2
Exons: 10
Coding region: 18-1064 (348 amino acids)
Source: RefSeq, a predicted model, not a curated record
CUACGAAUAACCCUUGCAUGAAUGGAGGCGGGUGUAUCUAUGGGAUCCAGAAUGGUCCACCUGAAGCAGCCGUUCCCGUAUGCUCUUGCUCUUCACCUUGGACAGGAGAUACGUGUGAAAUAUCCUGUACUAUUGACCCGUGCAAUGGUAACGGUGCAUGUAACGUUCAAAAUGGUGUGAUUAGUUGCACGUGCUUCGCCGGCUUCCUUGGAUCUUUCUGCAAUAUCGAUGACCCAUGUUUGCCCGAACCUUGUAUGAAUGCCUGUAUCUGCAUUGUAACCAGUUCUUUCACAGCCUUCUGUUCCACCACAAAUCCCUACGUCACGGGCCAAUUUUGUGAAACCGUUCACCCAUGCAUUGAUGCACAGCUAUGUCAGAAUGAUGGAACGUGUAAUCAAAUAGGAGCGACACAGGCAUAUCAAUGUACUUGUCAUUUCGGAAUCAUCGGGAGGAAUUGUGAAUAUGAUGACCCGUGUGUGCCAGUAAACCCUUGCCAAAAUGCAGGGACCUGUAAUCCUUCGUUUGACAACAGCGGGUCAACUUUUACCUGUACGUGUGCACUGGGCCAGUUUUGGACAGGAACCCUCUGCAGUACGCCGUCUGGAUGUACAAAUAUCCGGUGUGAGAAUAACGGCAAUUGUAUUACCAAUCCUGGUACUGGGGGGUUCGAAUCUUGUGUCUGCACUUCUGGUUAUUAUGGAGUAUUUUGUGGUUAUGCAUACCCAUGUACCAAUGGCCCGUGCAAUGGACGAGGUAGUUGUGCUAAUAUUGGGACAGUUGCUCCCUUCUCCUACCAGUGUACUUGCUCUUCUCCGUACAUUGGAAUCACAUGCGCAUAUGAGGAUCCUUGUCACAUGACUAACAAUCCAUGUAGGAACGGUGGAACGUGUUCAUACAUGUUUCCUGUAGCCGGCACGGUCAAUGCUCCCACUGUGCAGUGCACCUGUCUAGCAAACAUGUACUAUGGAGCCAAUUGCGAGUCUGCUUUUCCAUGUACCAGUAAUCCCUGUCAAUUUGGAGGUGCUUGCACCAACUUGAACCGUGCAACUCCAUCCCGUGUGUGA